GUUUUUGAACCCCCCUCUUUGUGUCAGUUGCAGGUAGUCUUAGUGUGGUUUCAUCUGGUAAGGAGCGCGCAGUUACCAGCUGCAGGUCGUCCUGUUAGAAGCGUUGACACAACCAGGAUACAUCAGGACAGAGGAUAGGAACGAAAUAUCUUUCUUUUCAGUGCAUCUCAGUUAAACUUUCUAGGAAAAGUCAACAUAAGAAAAGCUGGAGUUUGAUCCGUUCUGCCUUUGAAGCUCCCUGGCGUUUGAUCUCGACAGACGACAGACAAGAACAGGAGACCUUGAAGUAGAACUUCGAUUGAGGUGUUUGCAAGUGCGUUUGCUGUGCAGGACAGUCUUGCAGACUGGAAAUACAUGCUAAUCUUAGCAUUCCUCAGGUUUCUUAAAAGGAUAGCCUCCCAUUCUGCCGCGGCCCUGCUCACCCACUCUUUUCGAGGAUGACGUGCCCAUGAUGUCUUUCUGGAAGUGUACCCCAGAGGCCCACCUUGGCAGUUAGAGGAGAGGUUGGCCUCCGUCACCAUGACAGCAUUGCCCCGGGACGUCACCUCCCUGCCUGCAUCCAUCCUCUUCAUCUCCUCUCUCCUCCUCCUCCUCUUCCUUCUCCCUCUCCCCUCAGCAGUGUCCCAAAGAGCUGCUCCCUCUCCCUCGGCUGCCCCUCCCACCCCCACCCCCGCUCCUGCUGCGCCACCUCCACCCGAGUGCACCCGCAGGGAGCACCCCAUCAUCUCCAUUCAAGAGUUGAGCCCUUGGAUUUCGACAUUUUCUCACCCUGGAGUGAGAGAAUACUCACUGAUGACCCUCGACCUCACCAGGAACGAGCUUAUCGUUGGUGCAAGAAACUACCUCUUCAGGCUGAAUCUAAGCAACAUUUCCCUCAUACAGGAGACGGAAUGGAGCCCGGACGAAGACACCAGGAGGUCCUGUCAGAGCAAAGGAAAGACGGAGGUGGAGUGUCAGAACUACAUCCGGGUGCUUCUGAUCAACAAAACAGAGGUGAUGACCUGCGGCACCAAUGCCUUCAUGCCUCUCUGUACGAUCCGCGAGGUCGGUAACCUGAGUAAUGUGCUGGAGAAGGUGAACGGUGUGGCUCGCUGCCCGUACGACCCACGCCACAACUCCACGGCCGUGGUGACCGAGAGCGGUGAGCUGUAUGCCGCCACGGUCAUCGACUUCUCGGGUCGCGACCCUGUCAUCUACCGCAGUCUGGGCGGCCUGCCUCCCCUCAGGACGGCGCAGUACAACUCCAAGUGGCUCAACGAGCCGCACUUCAUCUCGGCGUACGACGUGAGCCUCUUCACCUUCUUCUUCCUGCGUGAGAACGCCGUGGAGCACGACUGCGGCAAGACCGUGUACUCGCGCGUGGCGCGCGUCUGCAAGAACGACAUCGGCGGCCGCUUCCUGCUGGAGGACACGUGGACCACCUUCACCAAGGCCCGGCUCAACUGCUCGCGCUCAGGCGAGAUUCCCUUCUACUACAACGAGCUGCAGAGCACCUUUCACCUGCCCGAGCAGGACCUCAUCUACGGCAUCUUCACCACCAACGUGAAUAGCAUUGCUGCAUCUGCGGUUUGUGCGUUCAACCUCAGCGCCAUCACCCGGGCCUUCAACGGGCCAUUCCGGUCCCAGGAGAACCCCCGUUCCACCUGGCUUCCCACGCCCAACCCCAAUCCCAACUUCCAGUGUGGCACCAUAGAGGAUGAUGGUCCCAAUGAGGGGCUGACGGAGCGCAGCCUACAGGACGCCCAGCGCCUCUUCCUCAUGAACGACGUGGUGCAGCCCAUCUCCGUGGACCCGCUGGUCUGGCAGGACGACGUGCGCUUCUCCAAGCUGGUGGUGGACAUCGUGCAGGGCCAGGACACCCUGCACCAUGUCAUGUACAUCGGCACGGAAUAUGGGACCAUAUUAAAGGCUCUGGCCACCACCAACAAGAGCCUGCAGGGCUGUUACCUGGAGGAGAUGCAGCUGCUGCCCAGGGGGCUCCUUGAGCCAAUCCUGAGCCUGCAGAUUCUCCACGGCGACCGGAUGCUGUAUAUAGGGCUGAGGAACAAAGUGCUGAAGAUCCCUCUGGCCAGAUGCUCCUCCUACCAGACCCAGCAGGUGUGCCUGGAUGCAAGGGACCCCUACUGCGGUUGGGAUCAGAAGCAGAGGCGUUGCACUACCUUCGAAGACAGCUCCGACAUGAGCAAGUGGACUCAAAACAUCACAGCUUGCCCUCUGCAGAACCAGACCACUAAUGGUGUCUUUGGGCCCUGGGUGCCAUGGCAACCUUGUAGCCAUACCGACGGCGACGGCUCCAGCGCCUGCCUGUGCCGCUCCAGAACGUGCGACAGCCCACUUCCCCGUUGCGGGGGCAAGAACUGUGAAGGCCCCACCAUCGAGGUGUCCAACUGUUCCAGAAACGGAGGCUGGACUCCGUGGUCAUCGUGGGGCCAGUGCAGCACCACGUGUGAGAUCGGCUUUGAGGUGCGCCAGAGGUCGUGCAACAACCCCGCACCCCGACACGGGGGCCGAGUGUGUGUGGGACAGGCCAGAGAACAGAGGUUCUGCAAUGAGAAGGUGACGUGUCCUCAGCCCGUCUUCUGGUCAUCGUGGGGAUCCUGGACCAAGUGCAGUGCGGAGUGUGGAGGGGGGGUCCACUCUCGUGUGCGCACCUGUGAGAACGGAAACAGCUGCCCCGGCUGUGCCCUGGAGUAUAAAGCCUGUAACCUGGAUGCGUGCCCAGAGGUGCGGCGGAACACGCCGUGGACGCCGUGGAUGCCGGUGAACGUGACGCAGGGCGGCGCGCGGCAGGAGCAGCGGCUGCGCUACACGUGCCGUGCACAGCUGGCCGACCCGCACGAGCUGCAGCUGGGCAAGCGCAAGCUGGAGACACGCUUCUGCCCCAACGACGGCUCGGCCGCCUGCGAGACAGACGCCUUGGUGGACGAGCUACUGAAGACCCCCGUGGUGCGACUGACGGGCUCGGCCUGGUCGUCGUGGGAGACGUGGUCGUCGUGCACCCAGGACUGUGCCAAAGGCUACCGCACCCGCAGGCGCUCCUGCUCUACAGCCGAGGGCAAGGGCAACCCCUCUGCAUGCCGCGGGUCACCAGUGGAGUACCAGGACUGUAACCCCCAGCCUUGCCCAGUGAAUGGCGCCUGGUCUUGCUGGUCGCGCUGGUCUGAGUGCUCGGUGGCGUGUGGGAGGGGGCACUACCAGCGCACGCGCACCUGCUCCAGCCCUGCGCCCGCCCGCGGAGGGAACAUCUGCAUCGGCCUGCACACGGAGGAGGCCUUCUGUAACACACACCCCUGUGAUGGCGGCUGGAUGGCGUGGUCAGUGUGGUCCGCCUGCGACGACACAGGACUGCAGCUGCGCAGUCGGGCCUGCGGGGCCCAGGGCUCCACGCCGUGUGUGGGGAACAGCUCCCAGCACAGGGACUGCAACGAGAUCCCAGUGAUUCUUCCAGCGUCCGGCUAUGAAAAAGAGCAGCUGUGUGGAAGGUUCACACUGCUUCACCUGAUAGCCACAGGCGUGUCCUGUUUCUUGGGAGCAGGCCUGCUGUCGUUCCUUGUGUAUGUUUACUGCCAGCGCUUCCAUAAGCAGUCGCAGGAGUCUGCAGUUAUCCACCCCACCACGCCCAACCACCUCAAUUACAAGGGCAACACCACGCCAAAGAACGAGAAAUACACGCCCAUGGAAUUCAAGACUUUGAAUAAGAAUAACUUGCUACCGGAUGAGAGGACCAACUUCUUCCCUACCCCCCUCCAGCAGACGAACGUCUACACCACCACCUACUACCCCGCGGCUCUGGGCAAAUACGACUACCGGCCCGACUCCUCCCCUUCUCCGUGUAGAACCUACAACAGCUGAGACUUGUUCUCUGUCUCCCAUGAGGCCAUUGCCAUGGUGACAGGACUGGCUUUAAGCACUGGACUUCCCUUUGUCCCCCCCCCCCCCCUCUCUCCUAUGCUCCUGUCUCGCCCCAAAACCCCUGAACCCUCUGCAUCUGAGGGGAUGCCCUUCUGGAACAUUCCACCCAACUGUCCUUACCUCAUCCCUCUCUCUCUCAUUGGGGGAGAGAAGCCUGUCACUCAACCCCAGUCUCUCCCUGUUGGACGGGCUGGAGGGCGUUGCAACUUUUGUUUCUGAGGAUCGUUGGCAAGGCAAUACUGAUAUCGAUGGCCCUGAGUAACUCACUGUAAGGAAGCUGUCAGCUGAACUGAGUAAGUCUCAAUGCUGUCUCUCCGAGAUCCUUCAUCUCAUAAAUAGGAAAUCAAACAGAGGCAGUUACUGGAAUCCUCCGCUGACUCACAAUGACGCUCUCUGAGGUGCUGCAGGAGGACGUGGAGAGGAGGAGAAAAGAAAAGGAGACUUCAAGAGCUCAAUAUGGAGCCUACCGUCACACAGCACCCUCACAUCUCCCACAGGCAAAGACCCCGAACCACCCUGAGCAUCACUUGGACUCUAGAACAGUAGGUGUCCCCCCCCCCCCUGAGAGCACUGUCGCCUGUCUGGAGGAGAGCGUGUAGGAUAAAGGACGUCGUGUGUGUGUGUGUGUGUGUGUGUGUGUGUGUGUGUGUGUGUGUGUGUGUGUGUGUGUGAGUGUGUGAGUGUGUACGCGCACAGAAACCCAGCAUCAAAAAAAGAUUUCCAAAAGGAUGACACGCCGCCAGUGCUGGUCUCAGGAGCUUUUAGUGUGUGCCACACUUUUCACCUGCAUCCUCUGUCCAGGAGUCAUCGCAAUGGAUUCGCUAUUUGGAGCGGAAGAACCCAGAGUUGGGGGUUUGGGUGGGGGUGGGGGGCUUCACAACAGCCAGUCUGAGUCGGGUGCACAAUCGCUAUGGCACCUGCUUCCAUGGAGAUGAUGGCUAUCUCAGAACAGGGGUUCUCGUAAGUGUUAGGGGUUGGGAGCACCACCGGUGCCUGCUGGUGAAAUGAGAAACUAUCAGAGAAUAACAGUUUGUUUGUUUUGUUUUUUUCCUCUUUUUGCGGGAAGGGGGAAUCUGCUUGUGUCUUUGAAUGGAUGCAUCCUACUGAGUACUGUAUGCCUUGGUGGUCAUAUGAGAUAUGCCAAAUGUACCAGGGUGGACUGAGUUUUAAUACGGUAGAAUAUACUGAUAGUGUGGCACUUGUUUUUUAAUGGUUAUUUUUAAGAUGGAAAUAUUUGUUCUUUAUAGAUUAGAUGGAUAGUAAUGUCUAUUUAAAGCGCAGUAUGUCAGACCAUGGAUGGAUUAAGAAUGGUUAAGGAUGUCUCUCCCACUUUAGGAUACACAUAUUCUUUUCAGCUCUGUAGAGGCAAUAUAUUAUUAAUCACUUUUUUGCAUAUAGGAAAAAAAAACAUAGAUUAUUAUAUGUAAUGGAAGAUAUUCAUAAUUUAUAACUGUAGCAAGAAUCACUGGCGCCCUCCUUAACAGCUAAACCAUGCUUUCCCAAAAGUGAUUGGAAUGUGAGUGAGCUAAUUUACAUUCUACAUUUGUUUGUUUGUUUGUUUCUCUGUGUGUGUGUGUGUGCGUGUGUGUGUCUGUGCACGUAUAUAUGUAUGUGUUUGUGUGUAUGAGCAUGCACUUGUGUGCAUGAGUACUGUAUGGUCCGAUCUGUACGUUGUUUAUAAGUUAUACCGUCAUUUUUGUCACUGUGUGUGGACUGUGUAUCUUUCAAAGCAUAAGCCAGACUGCAUUGUGUCCAAACACUCAUACUGGCUGUUCGUUUCUGUAUUUCCCUGUGUUUCAUCAUGUACGACAACCGAGAGAGAUAUCAUUAUCAUCAGCAUCAAUAUGUGAUAUUUAUAUUGGUUAAGGAAAAUGGGGCACUGGAGAACUAUUUUUAUUAAGCUUGUCCAAUGAAUGCAAACCAGCAGUGCUAUCAGUUCAGCUACGCACGAGAGCUCUUAUCUGUACAUAGGAGACGCCCUUCUGCGCCUACAAAAGAAAUGACAUCUAAGGGGUAGUGUAAUAUAAAUGUAUAUUGUAUAGCUAACACUGUUUCUGUUUUCUUUUUUUCUUAAAAAAAAAAAAAAAAAAGAAAGAAAAAAGGCCUUAUAGUUGUUUAAGCGAAGCGAACAGCGUAUGUGUACACAGUAUAUACCAACCAUAUGAACGUGUGGGGAUAGAACCUGUCCGUGAAGUCCAGCAGCAUAUGACCGACAGCAGUGCAGAUUUUCAUCUUGAAUAAUAAAAACGAAGGUAUCUGGACUACGUGUCUGAAUGAUAACUCACUGUAAGGUAAUCCUGUAUCGGUGUUUAUGUCCAUAUGUCACCUGUGGUUCCUUGGGCACCUCAUUCUAUAAAGUGAGAACUCUGCUAUCCAUUAUGAUAAAUAAUAUUGGCCCAGGACCUGUGGUGUUCAAAAUGACAGGACUCCUGAGUCAACAUAACUGUCUGUAUCAAAUGUGUGAUUUAUGGUGGAAGUAUCAGUAAAUGAUGCUUCCCCGAGAGAGCUUGGCGUCGCCAUCCCAGAAAUGUUCACUGUGGUCAUUGUGGUCUGGAUCCAUUUGGGUUAGGGACCAACGCUACACUAUUUAGAGUGAUUGGACCGCUUCAGGGCAUAAUAUACUGAAACCUAAGCUUGACAGCCAGAAGAGAGAGAGAGACAUCUUUUUUUCCCUUCCAGGAAUACAGUCAGUAGGCUACAGCUAUUUCAGUGAGUUUAUCAUUGUAAUUAAUGAUGAGACUGACCCAGAUUUCAGUAUUGAUGUGAUGCAGCCUUUUUUUGAUACUGCCUUUUUGUUAGCUUCUGAAGCACUGCUAAAACCUAGCUGAUUUGAUCAGUAGAUUUCUCACUGUGCCCACUGAUUCUCAUCUGAAGCGUUUCAGACUAUUUCCCUGUAAACACUAAGCUUCUAAGGCUGGCAGUGUCAGGCUAAUUCAUGUGCCCUUUUAAAAACUCUAAAUAAACAUAGUAAACAGCUGUUUCAGAUCAUGUCCAUACCCGAACCCGUAGGCCUAUGUCUUCAUCUGGGGAUACAAUUAGGUACAGUUUUCAUGUUACCCACUUCCACCUCUUCUUAAGGCUUCCUGUGACUGGCAUUGGAUAUAGCUCUGGAUCUGGCAUUGAGGACCUCCAUCCCCACAAGGCGUGGUAACCUUCUAUGCAACUGACCUGGUGGUACUGUUAGAUGUGAUGUAGACUGUAAUCACUGCCUUUUAGACACUGUGAAUUUUUGGUACUCUAUAUUUUUGUACAUUGUACAUUGUAAAGGAUAAUAAAACCUCGAUGCCAACCGAAAAA
Messenger RNA from Clupea harengus (Atlantic herring), 7209 nucleotides. It is a transcript of the gene sema5ba, whose product is annotated as sema domain, seven thrombospondin repeats (type 1 and type 1-like), transmembrane domain (TM) and short cytoplasmic domain, (semaphorin) 5Ba. Lineage: Eukaryota; Metazoa; Chordata; Actinopteri; Clupeiformes; Clupeidae. The record is from RefSeq and is a predicted model, not a curated record. Gene Ontology annotation, molecular function: semaphorin receptor binding; chemorepellent activity. Gene Ontology annotation, biological process: axon guidance; neural crest cell migration; positive regulation of cell migration. Gene Ontology annotation, cellular component: plasma membrane.